This is a messenger RNA of Rotaria sp. Silwood2, 951 nucleotides long. The record is from the annotation of a GenBank genome assembly. NCBI's taxonomy places the organism in Eukaryota, Metazoa, Rotifera, Eurotatoria, Philodinida, Philodinidae.
AUGAAUCCACGUGAACAAGUGAGCACUGAAAAAACGACGAAAACUCCUAGUCAAGAUGGACAAGGUCGUUGGUAUGAAUUAUUAUCGCCUACACAAGUCUUGACCGGACACGAAGAUACAACAGCAACAACAACGACAACGACACAAAAGACAAAGAAGAAGAAGUGUCGUGGUAAUCGAAGAGCACAACGUCAACGACGAAAAUUACGUCGUCAAGAAGAAAAGAAGGACAACGAUGAGAAUAUCGCUGACAUCGACGAAGAUCUUAGCAAUAUGGCUGAGGAAGAAGAAGAAGAUGAACAGCCAAUGGAAACAUUAUCUGGUCAAAGUCAGCAGCGGAUGAGAGCUACGAAUAAACGUAAACGACAAGAAAAGAAUAAUGAUCAAACUGAGCAUCUGUCCCAAUCACUCAGUCAGUUGUCAGUAUCACAACCAAAAGCCAAGAAACAGGCGACUACAGAAGCAAUGACGGCUACUGAGAAAGAAGAUCCGUUACCAUACAAUCAUAUUCGACGAUACAAACCGUCCUACUUGAAAGUGCCUGAUCAUGUUUUCGUCCGAAUGUUGGCCAAAGCUAUUACGGGUGAAGGAUUCUGGGGAUCAGAAUUAGCAAGAGCCUUUGCUAAACAACAUCGAACUUGUCGUGCUUAUGGUCUUCAGAAGCAUACCAUCGAGAAAAGACAGACAACACUUCAAAAUCAGAUGCAGCACACAAUCGAAGCAUUACAACGAUCUUUGGAGCAAUUGGAAGAGAAUGCUCAACAAUGGCAACCAUCAUUUGAUCCACAUAUAAUAGCGUAUGCCAUCGAUGAAUGUGUCAAGAAUGGUCAAAAGCGUCUACGAGAUGAAUUCGAAUACAAGAAGAAAAUGCUUGUCAUAAAUAUGGAUGAUCAUUAUCUGAUUCAUUCAUUCUAUGAAUUACAACCGACAAAAGAGCAGGUUAGUUCAUGA